Molecule: messenger RNA, 1125 nt
Organism: Chanos chanos (milkfish)
Lineage: Eukaryota; Metazoa; Chordata; Actinopteri; Gonorynchiformes; Chanidae
Gene: drc9
Product: dynein regulatory complex subunit 9
Exons: 9
Coding region: 1-1125 (374 amino acids)
Biological process (GO): sperm axoneme assembly; cilium organization
Cellular component (GO): cytoplasm; sperm flagellum
Molecular function (GO): protein binding
Source: RefSeq, a predicted model, not a curated record
AUGUGCGUCCAGAUGUCGAAUGUGGAGCUACUCAGCGUGUGUACCGUGCUGCAGGAGUGCAUAGACCAACUUUCAAUUUUGGGACACAUUAUGCCUAACUCUUACAAAGGGCGUCCCGAGGCAGACAUGGUGUUGUCUGUCGAUAUUAAGGCCGUGAUGGAGCAGCAAAGGGCGGCUGAGCUGAAUCUGAAGGUGGCGCGUCGGGGCCAGGUGGGAAAGUCACAGCUGACCGAGGCCACUCAGGAACUCCACAGAACUCAGAAAGAACUGAACUGUACUCUAGAGGAGAACCCGAUGUCCCCUGACACCUUGGCCAAAGUGGAGCGAGACAGGCAGUUUUUGGCUCAGGUGUUGACUGAGGUACUAGCAGAGCUGCAGGAGAAAGGCAUGUUUCACAGCUUGCUGUUGGCCGUGGAGGAGGAAAAGAAAAAGAAAGCCCAGCUUCUGGACAUUAUACAAAGGGAAGAGGAAAGUCGCCUUAGGAUCAAAGCCCUGCAGAAACAGCUACUGGACAUCGGGAAAAAAAAAACAGUCGAUCUGCAAAAGCGUGAUGAAAUGACAGCAUUUCUGAAGGACCAGUCACAGGAGGUAAAGCUCCACACAGCCCUGGAGAGGAAGUACGUCCAGAGCAGUGCAGAGGUCUUAGUCUACCAGGGACGCAAACGCAAUUCACAGAAAGAGAGAGAGAUGGAGGAGGAAAUUAAGCAUCUACAAGACGCACUGGAGGAAGAGAGACGUGUUCACGCGGAGAUGACGUCUUUUCUUAAGAAGCAGCAGACAAUUUUAGGGGAGAAGCUGGAGGUUUGGAUGGAGCGAUAUGAGAGAGAUAUGGAGGACAAACAGCAAGAACUCAGCAAUAUGAGAAACACAAAAGCCAUUAACCUCUUACAGCUGCAGGAGCUGGCCAAAAAGUACAGGGAGAGUGAGCAGGUGAUCAUUGAAGACCGAGUGAGGAAAGAAGAUCUACGCAAACAGAUGGAGAGAGAGCAGCUGGAGAUGGAUGCGGCAACCAUGAUCCAGUCCUGGUGGAGGGGAACCAUGGUGCGUAAAGGGUUGGGUCCAUACAAGAAGAGCAAGAAACCAAAGGCCAAGGAAGGGAAGAAAGGCAAAAAGAAGAAGAAGUAA